Messenger RNA from Actinia tenebrosa (Australian red waratah sea anemone), 1540 nucleotides. Its product is annotated as antigen WC1.1. The record is from RefSeq and is a predicted model, not a curated record. Gene Ontology annotation, molecular function: calcium ion binding. Gene Ontology annotation, cellular component: membrane. NCBI's taxonomy places the organism in Eukaryota, Metazoa, Cnidaria, Anthozoa, Actiniaria, Actiniidae.
UUAGAUCUACUUCCAAGCAGUAGUUGGAGUAAAUAAUAUAGCAAGUGUUGCUAUUGAUGACGUCAGCAUGACAUCAGACCAGUGCUUAUUUAGCCCGACAACUGCAAAACCUAAAGAUGUCAUUACUGAAGGUUCCGGAAGUUGCACUUUUGAUGACAAUUUGUGCAGUUAUCAGAACYUGAACUCUGACGAUUUUGACUGGCAAGGAAUGAAUGCAAAGUCAUUAACAAGUACGUCAGGCCCUAGAAAAGACCAUACUACAAGCCUUGGCAGAUACRUGUACGCAGAAGGCUCAACACGAGGUAGUAAGGCUCGCCUUGUUAGUCCAACUCUCUACAAUAUUUCGUGUGUUACCUUUUACUACUACAUGUUUGGGUCCCAACUCGGUACACUUAACGUGUACUUGAAGGUGCAAGGGAACUACACACGGCUAGAACAAUUAACUGGCAACCAAGGUAACAAAUGGUACAAAUCACAAAUUUUCCUUGGCCAAGACGCUUUGAACAGAACMUCUAAUCUUGUUUUCGAGGCUGUCAAUGGAAAUGCGUAUUCUGGUGGAAUCGCAAUUGACGACAUUUCUGUCUACAAUUCCUCUUGUUUGCCAAAUCCUUCCUCUGGUCCUAAUAUCAAACCUACAGGAAUACCAGCUUGGAAAGAUGGCUCACUUCGCCUUGUCAAUGGACAAACAAACUACGAAGGUCGAGUCGAGGUUUUUCACAACGGCGUUUGGGGUACUGUUUGUGAUGACUUAUGGGACAUAACUGAUGCUAAUGUUGUCUGUAAAAUACUCGGCUUCCCUGGAGCUGUAAGGACUACCAAAUCCCAAGUCUAUGGAAGAGGAGUUGGUACAAUAUGGCUGGAUGACGUAAACUGUAAAGGAAGUGAGACUUCGAUUGUUCAAUGUAGUCACGGUGGAUGGGGUAACAAUAACUGCGAUCAUUACGAGGAUGCCGGUGUUGUCUGUCAACUAGAUCACAAAACGAUAGCUACCGCAGACGGACAGUGUACCUUCGAGUACGGCACAUGUGGAUAUCAGAAUGGAGACCGAACUAACAGUGAAUUUGAUUGGACGAGGAACAGAGGACCGACACCUUCUUCAGGCACUGGACCACAUGAUGACCAAAGCGGAAGAGGUUACUAURUGUACACCGAGGUUUCUACAGGCRAUACAGGAGCAAGAGCAAAACUAAUAAGUCCUGUGAUUCCAGCAAAUACCAAGUGCAUCUCUUUCUAUUACCAUAUGAGGGGCAUUGAUAUUGGGUGGCUCAAUGUGUACAGUAARAGAGAAACUYCUCRAUCUAUUGUUAAGCUAUGGACAUUAAGUGGAGAACAAGGAAACUCGUGGAUCCAAGGACAAGUCCCGAUCAAUGUUACUGGUGAUGAGGGAUUAAAGGUUAUCUUUGAAGGAGUUCGUGGAAAUUCUGAAAGAGGAGAUAUUGCCAUAGAUACCAUUACCGUGUCCAACAAAACUUGUAACAUGACACCUAGCACAGCAACGUCACCACCCAAGAUUUAUGGUWAGCAAAAUUAUGUUUUUUAG